Messenger RNA from Aspergillus bombycis, 558 nucleotides. RefSeq lists its product as uncharacterized. The coding region runs from base 1 to 558 and encodes 185 amino acids. The record is from RefSeq and is a predicted model, not a curated record. The transcript is spliced from 3 exons. Gene Ontology annotation, molecular function: nascent polypeptide-associated complex binding. NCBI's taxonomy places the organism in Eukaryota, Fungi, Ascomycota, Eurotiomycetes, Eurotiales, Aspergillaceae. Gene Ontology annotation, cellular component: mitochondrial outer membrane.
AUGUCUUAUGCCGAAGUAGCCGCCAAGGGCCCGGAACAAUCCGCAGAAGAGGUACGUUACAUCUCUCCCCAUAUCUUCUCUGCCGCCAAUGAACUUGCAUUUAUUAGUAUCAGGACUAACACUCCAGUUAGGCGUGGGGUCUAUAAGGACGAAUCUGAGAGCACUGCCUCGUUAGUCGAUGUAGAUUCGCAACACGUCACUGUCGUGGAUUCGAAUUUUCUAGACCAAGACAUCAAGACCACCACUCAAGCCGAGCGGAUAGAGCGGGAAGAGUCUGAGGAAAACAAGAAAGCGAGAGAAGAACGAAAAGCUAAGGCCAAGGCCAAGGCUAAGGCUUCUGGCGUGUGUCGCAACUUGGAUAAUCCGGUUUAUAUCGGCAAUGCUGUGCUCCUAAGCUUGGUGGGCGCAGGACUGGGGUUCGGUGCAUACCGGAAACAUGUCGGAGGCAAACUCUCCUGGGAGCUGAUUGGACUUUGGUCCGGUGCUGUUGGAGCAUUUGGUGCGGUUGAUUAUUUCGUCAGCAAGUGGUUUCUCCAAAACAAGUACCCUCCCAAAUAG